Molecule: messenger RNA, 2206 nt
Organism: Coturnix japonica (Japanese quail)
Lineage: Eukaryota; Metazoa; Chordata; Aves; Galliformes; Phasianidae
Source: RefSeq, a predicted model, not a curated record
UCGGCCGUUCCGGGCCGGUCGGUGCCUCGGGCGGCGCGUGGAGCAACCGGGGGGAGGAUGGAGGCCUAGAAGUGAGGCAGCCGCCUGCAAUACCGGGAACCGCCGCCAGGGGGCGACACAGCCCACCGGCGCUACAACAUGGGCGGCAAUGGGAGCGGGGGGGCGGCCGAACCGGGACCGAACCGGGUCGGGGCCUGAACCGACCGGACCGACAUUAACGGCAUUAACGGCGGCAUUAACGGCGGCAUUAACGGCCGGGAAAGCCGAUGGGAGCGGAGCCGACAUGGGGCGGAAGGAACGAACCGGGUCUGGCUGGCGCGCGAUUGGGCUGUGGGCGGCGUGUUACCACGGGGGCCAGAGACAAGGAUGCGCUGCUGGAAGCCGCCAGGGUCAACAACAUUGGAGAAGUCAACAGGUUACUACAGGCCGGUAUCGAUGUGAACACGCGGCACCGGCUGGGCUGGACGGCGCUGAUGGUGGCGGCAAUUAGCAGGAACCCCAGCGUGGUGAAGGUCCUGCUGGCGGCCAACGCGGAUCCCAACCUCGGGGACGACUUCAGCAGCGUCUACGAGAUGGCCAAGGAGAAAGGCCUCCAUUCAUUGGAAGUCCUGGUGACCCGCGAGGACGAGUUCAACAACCGCCUCAAUGUCCGCGCCAGCUUCCGCGGCUGCACCGCGCUGCACUACGCCGUGCUGGCCGACGACUGCCUGAGCGUCAGGAUGCUGCUGGACGCAGGUGCCAACCCGCUGCAGAAGAACGAGAUGGGCCACACGCCGCUGGACUACGCCCGCGAGGGGGAGGUGAUGAACCUGCUGAAGGCCUCGGAGGCGAAGUUCCAGGAGGAGCAGCGGCGCCGGGAGAUCGAGGAGCGCCGCAGGUUCCCCCUGGAGCAGCGGCUGAAGGAGCACAUCAUCGGCCAGGAGAGCGCCAUAGCCACGGUGGGGGCAGCGAUUCGGAGGAAGGAGAACGGCUGGUACGACGAGGAGCACCCGCUGGUCUUCCUCUUCUUGGGAUCGUCGGGGAUAGGUAAAACGGAGCUGGCCAAGCAGACGGCCAAGUACCUCCACAAGGACGUGAAGAAGGGUUUCAUCAGACUGGACAUGUCAGAGUUCCAGGAGAGGCACGAGGUGGCCAAGUUCAUCGGGUCCCCCCCGGGCUACGUUGGCCACGAGGAGGGCGGGCAGCUGACCAAGAAGCUGCGGCAGUGCCCCAACGCCGUGGUGCUGUUUGACGAGGUGGACAAGGCGCACCCCGACGUGCUCACCAUCAUGCUGCAGCUCUUCGACGAGGGGAGGCUGACGGACGGCAAAGGGAAAACCAUCGACUGCAAGGACGCCAUCUUCAUCAUGACCUCCAACGUGGCCAGCGACGAGAUCGCGCAGCACGCGCUGCAGCUGCGGCAGGAGGCCGUGGAGAUGAGCAAGAAAAGGAUCGCGGAGAAUUUAGAGGACGUGCAGGUGUCUGACAAGAUCACCAUCUCCAAGCAGUUCAAGGAGAAAGUCAUCCGCCCCAUUUUAAAGGCUCACUUCAGACGGGACGAAUUCCUGGGCAGGAUCAACGAGAUCGUUUAUUUCCUCCCGUUCUGCCACUCGGAGCUGAUCCAGCUGGUCAACAAGGAGCUCAGCUUCUGGGCCAAGAAGGCCAAAGCGCGGCACAACAUCACGCUGCUUUGGGACCGGGAGGUGCUGGACGUGUUGGCCGAUGGCUACAACCUGCACUACGGCGCCAGGUCCAUCAAACACGAGGUGGAGCGUCGCGUGGUCAACCAGCUGGCGGCCGCCUACGAGCAGGACCUGCUGCCGCGGGGCUGCACCCUGCGCGUGGCCGUGGAGGACUCGGACAAGCAGCUGCUGAAGAGCAAAGAGAGCUCCGAGAUGGGAGAGGGGCAGAGCAAGAGCAAAGCGCCCACCCUGCGCCUGGAGAUCGUGGACAAGGACAGCAAGGCCCGCAAGCUGGACAUCCAGGCACCGCUCAGCCCAGAGAACAUGGCUUAUUUCCUAUAGGCACCGGCCCCAAUUACUUCCUAUAGGCACCAGCCCCAAUUACUUCCUAUAGGCACCAAUGGGACAGCAGGGCAGCAUCGAACCCAGCAUUGGGGACGUGGGGUGGCUCUGGAGCUUAUGGGGCUGUGGGGCUGUGGGAGAUAUGGGGCAGGUGAAGGGGGUUUGGGGUGGUUGUGGGGCAAUAAAGGUGGUGUGCACACACA